Molecule: messenger RNA, 4418 nt
Organism: Lucilia cuprina (Australian sheep blowfly)
Lineage: Eukaryota; Metazoa; Arthropoda; Insecta; Diptera; Calliphoridae
Gene: Nadsyn
Product: glutamine-dependent NAD(+) synthetase
Exons: 8
Coding region: 401-2767 (788 amino acids)
Biological process (GO): NAD+ biosynthetic process
Cellular component (GO): cytoplasm
Molecular function (GO): ATP binding; glutaminase activity; NAD+ synthase (glutamine-hydrolyzing) activity
Source: RefSeq, a predicted model, not a curated record
AUUACCGUAAUUAUUAUAAAUUUUCUUUAUUUAUUAUUUACAUUAUGGAAAUUUCAUUAUCAAAUCUCUUUAUGUCUGUUAAUUAAACCAUAAAAACUUAUUAAACUUGUUGCUGAGUGUGUUAAACCAAAUUUCAUAUGACGUAUUUGCCUUCCCCUGUUUAAUAAAAAAAACAACAAAACAAACAAAUUAAUUAUAAUUUAUUAAAACCACCAACUUACUGCUGCUUUACCAAGUUAUCACUACAAUAAUACUUUAGUCUUCGUAUUUACAACGAAUCAACAAUUUAUUUUUAUCUAAAAGAAUUACGAUACUUGACAAUAACUCAAGAAACUUCCUACUCCGCCCAGUCCAGUUUAUUUAUACUAUUUAGCGUUUCUUUAGUAGUAACACCAUCAAUAUGGGUCGUAAAGUAACUGUUGCCGUUUCGACCUUAAAUCAAUGGGCUUUAGAUUUUGAGGGAAAUUUGGCUCGUAUUCUUCAGUCGAUUUUAGAAGCCAAAGAUAUGGGUGCUUCGUAUCGUACGGGACCAGAAUUGGAAGUUUGUGGCUACAGUUGUGAAGAUCAUUUUCGAGAACCCGAUACAUUUUUACACUCUUGGGAGGUUUUACUAGAAAUCAUGAUGUCACCCAUAUGUGAAAAUAUUUUGGUCGAUGUCGGUAUGCCAAUAAUGCAUCGUAAUGUGGCCUACAAUUGUCGUGUAGCUUUCUUUAAUCGUAAAAUAUUACUAAUACGACCCAAGAUGUCGAUGUGUGACGAUGGUAAUUAUAGAGAAUCCAGAUGGUUUACAGCUUGGACUAAGAACUUCAAAACUGAGGAUCACUAUUUGCCGCGCAUGAUUUCACAACAUACUGGCCAGGAUACGGUGCCAUUUGGUGAUGCUGUUAUUGCCACCAAAGAUACAUGUAUUGGUUAUGAAAUCUGUGAGGAAUUGUGGAAUGUUAAAAGCAAACACAUAGAUAUGUCGUUGUCGGGCGUAGAGAUCAUUUCGAAUGGCUCUGGUAGUUAUAUGGAGUUGCGUAAAGCCUAUAUUACCACCGAAUUAGUACGUAGUGCCAGUUUUAAAGCUGGUGGUGCCUAUCUCUUUAGUAAUCUUAGAGGCUGUGAUGGUCAACGUGUCUAUUUUAAUGGCUGCUCUUCUAUAGCUCUCAAUGGCGAGAUUGUGGCGAGAAGUAAACAAUUUGCUUUGCAAGAUGUUGAAGUUACUCUUGCCACUAUUGAUUUAGAAGAUAUACGUUCCUAUCGCGUAACACGUCGUGCUAGAUGUACCGAAGCGGCUCAGGCUCCCAAUUAUCCACGUAUAAAUUGUGAUUUUGAAAUGUCCACACAUAGUGAUAUAUUUAAAACUGCCAACACACCCCUGCAAUGGAUCUAUCAUACACCAGAAGAGGAGAUAGCUAUGGGCCCUGCCUGUUGGCUAUGGGAUUAUUUACGUAGAUCGGGUCAGGGUGGUUUGUUUUUGCCCCUAUCGGGUGGUGUUGACUCUAGUAGUUCUGCUACCAUUGUACACUCCAUGUGUAGAAUGAUUGUUAGUGCUGUACAAGCGGGAGACUCACAGGUUCUUUAUGAUAUACGCAAGAUAUUGGCGGAUCAGGAGUAUACACCCGACAAUCCAGCUGCCUUAUGUAAUCGCUUAUUGGUCACCUGUUUUAUGGGUAGUGUCAAUUCCAGCAAAGAGACUCGACGUCGUGCCUCUAUAUUGGCCAAUCAAUUGGGUAGUUAUCACAUCGAAAUUAGCAUCGAUACUGCCGUUAAUGCCUUGUUAGGUAUUUUUAAUGCUGUUACUGGUUUAACGCCCCGUUUCCGUACCCAGGGUGGAUGUGCUAGACAAAAUUUAGCCUUACAAAAUAUUCAAUCACGUAUACGUAUGGUCUUGGCUUAUAUAUUUGCUCAGCUGAUGUUGUGGGUCCGUAAUCGUCCUGGUGGCUUGUUGGUUUUGGGUUCGGCCAACGUUGACGAGUCGUUGAGAGGGUAUUUGACGAAAUACGAUUGUUCUUCGGCCGAUAUUAAUCCUAUAGGUGGCAUUUCGAAAACGGAUUUGAGAAGAUUUCUGAUUUAUGCCAAAGACAAGUUUAGUCUCCCUAUACUUGAGUCAAUUAUUGAUGCUCCACCCACAGCUGAGCUGGAGCCUUUGCAAGAUGGUCAACUCAUGCAGACCGAUGAACAAGAUAUGGGCAUGACUUAUGCUGAACUUAGCGAAUAUGGACGUUUACGUAAACAAGCUUGCUGUGGACCGUAUAGUAUGUUCUGUAAAUUAGUAUCCACCUGGAAGGGGGAUCUCAGUCCCAAAGAGGUAGCCGAUAAAGUUAAACAUUUCUUUAGAUGCUAUGCCAUAAAUCGUCAUAAAAUGACCGUAUUAACACCCUCAGUUCAUGCUGAAAGUUAUAGUCCCGAUGAUAAUCGUUUCGAUCAUCGUCCCUUCUUGUAUCGUGCCAACUGGAGUUGGCAAUUUAAGGCUAUUGAUGAUGAAGUGGAAAAAUUACAACCAAUUUAUACACCCUCAUCAUCGCAAAUGCGUCCAAGUAGUGAUGAUUUGUUAUUAUCCCAGGAAUCAACUCAUAGAUCGAUGUUACAGCAAGGUGAUUCAAAGCAUUCUUCUCCCUUGUCCACUUCAUCGAUUGAUGUGCCUGGUGCUACUACUACACCACCUCUAGGCAAUAUACCCACCGGUAGUAUGGGUACUUUGGCCAAAAAGUCCAGUGGUUAUGCCAAAGUUCAUCAUAAUGUUUUGGGCAAAAUUAAAGAUCGUACUGGCAUACCGGUUUAAUAUAAGAUUUUGACAGUUUUUCUUUAAUAAAUAUAAAGAAAAUAAUUAUAAUUUUACCACAACAAAAUAUAUAUUAAUGUAGAAGACAUAACGACCAAUAAUUAACAAAAAAAGAGAAUGGAAUUUUUGAAAAGAAUUAAUAACAACGCUUUAAUAACAAAGUCCUAUUUUUUAAAAAUUAAGAAUAAAUUAAAAACACUAUAUAUGGUUAGUUUAUUAUAUAGAUUAAAAGUUAGAGUUAAUAUGUAAGCACAAUUUUGUUGCAAUUUUUUUCUUUAAUUUGUAUAUUUUAGACCUUGUUUAUAAGGAAUUUUUAAAUAUAUUAAAGGUUUAUAAAAUAAAAUUUAACAGCAAUUUUAUUUUAUAAAACUUUGGUUAAAUUUAAAUAUUAGUUAUGAAUAUAAAGUUAAUUUUUCAAUGUUUAUGAUUUGUAAUUAUUUGUUUUAAUUAACAUGUUUGUCCUAUUUUCUUUACUAAACCAAAUCUUUAAAUGACGCAUACUACUUACUAAUGUUUAAUUUGAUUUGAUCUUCUUAUUAUAUUCUGUUGAAAUUAUUAUUUUGAAUAAACUGUAAUUGAAAAAAACAAUUUUCGAUCCUCAUUUUACCCUAAUUUGAAAUUACUAAAGAUAUGAUUAUGUUCUCGACCAUAGACAAGUCACCUAUAGUCUCCGAUAUAGAUAUGCUUAUUGCCUUGACUAUAGACUUAACUACUAGGCAAGACUAUGUCUCUACUAUAGACCAGGCUAAAGUCUCGACAAUAAUCUUGAACAAUGAAAAAGACUUAACUCUCAACAUAACUCAACUCGACUAUGGACAAUACUUCAGUCUUCAUUCUAGAACAUACAAUAGUCUCGACAAUAGACAAAACUUCAUUAAUAUAUACGAAUAUAUAGAAAAGACUAUACGUAACUAUAGUCCCGAUUAUAGGCCAAACAAUUGUCUUAAAUAUAGGCCAGAAUAUAGGCUAUGACUUCGAUUAUAUACCACACAUAAGUUUCAACUAUAGAACAGACCUUAAUAUCGACUAUUGUCCAGGCUAUAGUCUCAACUAUGGAAUAGACAAUACAAAUUACAUGACAAUAUUAGCGGCUGCAGAACAGACUAUAGACCAGGCUAUUAUUUGAAGUAUAGACCAUAGUCGAGGCUAAAGAACAGACUAUGAUCUCUACUAAAGAUGACACUAAAGUCUCUACUAUAGAUGAGACAAUAGUCUCUACUCUAGAUUAAACUAUAGACUAGACUACAGUCUCGGCUGCAAAUUAGACUAUAGUCUCGCACAUAGACCAGACUAUAGUCUCGACUAUAGACCAGACUAUACUCUCGCCUAUAUAUCAGACUACAAUCUCGCCUAUAGAUCAGACUAUAGUCUUGUUUAUAGACCAGACUAUAGUCACGCCUAUAUACCAAACUAUACUUAUUUCUAUAGACCAGACUAUAGUAUCGCCUAUUCACCUGACUAUAGUCUCGCCUAUAGACCAGACUAUAGUCUCGCCUAUAGACCAGACUAUAGUCUCGCCUAUAGACCAGAUUUUAGUCUCGCCUAUUGAUCAGACUAUAGUAUGGCCUAUAGACCAGGCUAUAGUCUCGCCUUUAGACCACACUAUAGUCUCGCCUAUAGACCACACUAUAGUCUCGCCUAUAGACCAGAC